AUGGUAAUGAAUCAACUUGAAUCAACACUUAAAGCGAAUCAGCCAUUCGUGUUUGCGGGGCAAAGAUGUAAUUUCCAAGGGGACAUCGCUAUUCCAGACUCAGACUUCUAUAGAUCUGCCACAAAACCCCCACAAACCAACAAAAUAAACAAAUCCCUACAAGAAGAAGUGGAAAGACUGAAAAAGGAAGUCCUUCUAGAAGGCUUACAAGUAGAAGAGGAAGGUCUUACUGAUAUUUUAAGGAAACGAACUAAACAGGCAGUUCCUUUAGAAAAACCAAAAAAAUAUAAUGAUGCAACAUUGUAUACGAAGGUUUUACCAGCUGGAUUAGAUAAAUCAAUAUCACUUAAAAAUGGAAAAUUAGCCCCUGGUGAAGUAUUAGAAAAUAUAACAAGUAUAUCUAAUGAAAGCAAAGUAGAUCACCCAAAUCAGACUGCUAUAGAUAAUCUAACAGAAUAUGAUAGCUUAGAACAAGAUGGUGUUCUUGUAGUAAAUAUGUCAACAGACAAUAUUUUGAAUCUUGAUGAGUUGUAUCUCAAUAUACAAAUACCAAAUGUGACCAAUAAAAUGGAAGAUAUAACUAAUAAAAUCCAGAGCAACAGUAGAGAAAUUACAGGAGAUUCCAAAAAUAUUAAAAUCAAAGAUAUUCCUGAUAAUAUAACUGUAGCUCCUGCGCCAACUAAUGGUGUUCUACCAACUAAUGAGCAAGAAGACGAUAGCGUAAAUAUGAAUAAGUAUAUUAUUAAUAAAACAGUGCAGGAAGUCAGUGUAAAUUUAGAAGCCAACGAUUUGUUAAAGCCGACAGAAAGUUUACAAAGUUUAGUAGGAAGUAAUGGUAAUAAUAAAAGAAAAAGAAGAAGACGUAGACAUGGCAACGGAAGAAGACUAAGAAAUAUACAUUCAAGUGAAAGAACAGGACUGAACGCACUAAAACAAUCGGACGAUAUAAGCGAAACACACUCUGAAAGAAAAAAGUUUUUUCGUCAUCGAAAAAAGUACAGUAGUAAAGAAAAUAAAGAUGGAUCCAGACAAUACGAGAUACCAGUUCAUGAGUUUGAAGAAAGGUUCGAUGUGAAACCUCCACCUAAAGAUAAUCCAAAUGGAACUGAACGUCCAGAACAAUUUAAGGAUUGGUUUUUUCGAGACUCAUCGGAUGACUUAGAAGCAAUGGAGAGUCAAAGUUAUAACAUCAUGGAGGGUCAAAAUUAUAAUAAUACACAAGCGAAUAGGCAUCGCUCGAUUCGUGCGGCGACCAAUCGCAAGGAGCGUAUUUGGGAAAAUGGGGUAAUCCCUUACGAGAUUGACGGCAACUUCAGCGGUGCACACAAGUCCCUCUUCAAGCAGGCCAUGAGGCACUGGGAGAACUUCACAUGUGUCAAAUUCGUCGAGAAAGAUGCUGAUCUGCAUAGGGAUUACAUAGUAUUCACCGAGAGACCUUGUGGGUAA
Diatraea saccharalis (sugarcane borer) is the source of this 1446-nucleotide messenger RNA. The record is from the annotation of a GenBank genome assembly. NCBI's taxonomy places the organism in Eukaryota, Metazoa, Arthropoda, Insecta, Lepidoptera, Crambidae.